This is a messenger RNA of Aureobasidium uvarum, 2553 nucleotides long. NCBI's taxonomy places the organism in Eukaryota, Fungi, Ascomycota, Dothideomycetes, Dothideales, Saccotheciaceae. The record is from the annotation of a GenBank genome assembly.
AUGAAGAAGUCAUAUUCCGAGUCCACAUUUUCAAAUGAUACAUCGCGUUCUUCGCGACACAACACAACACGGGACACUCUGGACGAGAUGAACUGGAACGAUGUGCCGCCGCUAUACACUGCGAUUGCUAGCGAUGGUGACUUACGCUUACAAGAUGAUGGUCGGGUUCGUCUUGAUGUCAACUCAAGACUUGCCCGCACCCUCUCGGUUCUCAUCAAAGAUCCUCCGGAACAACCACCAAUCGACUACUAUGAGCCGGCACUCCAAGAUCUCGAACAAUCGCCACCAUUCCACAACAUUGUCAUCCAGAUCGUCGGUAGCCGUGGAGAUGUGCAGCCUUUCAUUGCCCUUGGACACGAACUUCAAAGGUCCGGCCACAGAGUCAGACUAGCGACACAUGGUGUUUUCCGCGAAUUUGUCACAAAAGCUGGACUGGAGUUUUAUCCUAUUGGAGGUGACCCAAACGAACUCAUGGCCUAUAUGGUCAAGAAUCCUGGUUUAAUUCCCAGCAUGAAGACGAUGCAAGCAGGAGAGAUCACANAAAAGCGAAAGAUGAUUCGAGAAAUGCUCGAAGGCUGUUGGAGAUCCUGUAUCAUGCCAGAUGAUAUCACAGGUACACCUUUCGUCGCUGAUGCUAUCAUUGCCAAUCCACCGAGUUUCGCACAUGUGCACUGUGCUCAGGCUCUUUGCAUCCCGGUACAUCUUAUGUUCACUAUGCCCUGGACAGCGACGAAAAGCUUUCCACAUCCCUUGGCCAACAUCAAAGACAAUAAGGCAGAGCCAAGCAUGGUCAAUCGGCUUUCAUACGCCAUGGUCGAGUGGAUGACGUGGCAGGGUCUCGCUGAUGUAGUGAAUGGAUGGCGUGAGACUAUGCACCUCGAGCCAGUCCCCACGACCGAAGGACCUUUUCUUGCAUACACACAAAACAUACCUACAACAUAUUGCUGGUCUGGUACUCUCGUACCCAAGCCGCAAGAUUGGGGACAACACAUUGACGUCUGCGGAUUCUUCUUUCGAGACAUGCCUGAUUACACGCCGCCGUACGACCUGCAAGACUUUCUAAAUGAUGGACCAACACCGAUAUACAUCGGCUUCGGCAGCAUCGUUCUUGAGAAUCCGGAACAAAUAUCUACGAUCAUUGCCGAGGCUGUCAAAGGCACCGGUGUUCGCUGUAUCCUCUCCAAAGGAUGGGCUGGUUUGAGCAAUAUAUCGAAUUCGCCAGACAUCUUUGAGUUAGGCGACUGUCCACACGCUGUCAUACACCAUGGAGGAGCAGGUACGGCUGCUUGUGGCCUCAAGAAUGGUCUUCCAUCUCUCGUGUGCCCCUUCUUUGGCGAUCAACCGUUCUGGGGCGAGAUGAUCCAUGCAGCCGGCGCGGGACCCAGACCGAUUCAUCACAAAAAUCUCACAAUCGAAAAUCUCAGCGAAGCGAUCACAUUCCUUACGACACCAGAAGCAGCUUUGGCCGCUCGUGCGAUCGCCCAGCGCAUGUCAGCAGAAAACGGCGUAAAGACUGCGGUUCAAUCUUUCCACCGCAAUCUACCACGCUAUACCCUUCGCUGCGACAUCCUACCUCAUCUGCCAGCGGUAUGGACAUACAAAGCUGCCUCCAAGCGUACUAUCAAGCUCUCGAAGCUGGCAGCUGCAAUUCUAGUCGAUCGUCUCAAGAUUGAUGACAAGAAGUUGGGCAUGAAUGAAAUAAAGAACUUCGUCAUUGAAAACCGACGCUGGGAUCCUUUCACAGGCACUACCAGCGCAGCCAUCGGCUCGGUGUACAGAUCUGGUAUAGCGAUCGGUGUCGGAUUCAAAAAGGGAUCGCGGUCAAAGAGUCAAGACGGGCAACUCUCUGUUUCUGGAACGUCGACACCAAGAUCCGGAAGUCGCAGCAAGUCUUCAGGACCAUCUGAGGGCGACCGCGAUGACACCCUCUCUAUCAUCACCGCUUAUGAAGACGAUGAAGACAACAAAUCUAUCAUGACAACGACUGGCCAAAGGCUCGAGCAUAAGAAGCAGAGUUCAGGCAGCGGCAGAGUUAUAGCUCGAGCCUUUGGCAAAGCAGGUACCUCAAUGCUCAAGGGCGGAUUGGUCGACAUGCCCUUCGCCUUGGCCGAAGGUCUGAAGAACGCACCCGCCAUGUACGGCGACAAGCCGCGCAACUUCGGUCCUGUCACCGACUGGAAGAGUGGUAGUAUUGUCGCGGGUAAAGGCUUCGUCUCUGGCUUAUAUGACGGGCUAUUCGGCUUUAUCACCGAGCCUGUUAAAGGCGCAAAGAAAGAGGGGGCGUUGGGUGCAUUGAAGGGUUUCGGUAUAGGAAUCGGAGGCAUGAUUUGGAAGCCCAAUGCCGCACUGGCUGGUCUGAUAGGAUAUACCGCACAAGGAUUCUAUCUGAGUGUGUAUAGUGCUAUACACACUGGAACAAGGAAGANNAAAAUCGCCGCGGCGCGGAGAGAAGAAGGUGCUUGGCUGCUUGCAAGAGCGAGAGGAAACGAGGAGUUCGAUUCGAGGGAUGUGGUCACGUCGUUCGAGGAGCUCAGGAAGGACGGGUUUCUAUGA